Messenger RNA from Dryobates pubescens (Downy woodpecker), 1475 nucleotides. Its product is annotated as signal-regulatory protein beta-1-like. NCBI's taxonomy places the organism in Eukaryota, Metazoa, Chordata, Aves, Piciformes, Picidae. The record is from RefSeq and is a predicted model, not a curated record. Gene Ontology annotation, cellular component: plasma membrane.
AUGCCCACGGCUCCGGUGACACAGAUGCUGUCUCUUACCUGCCUGAUGCUGCUUCUGCUCCAGAGAGAGACAGUCCUCCCCACCUUGCAGUCCCCACCAGUGCUGGCUGCCCCAAGGGGUGGGGACAUCUCUCCAUCCCCUGCUCUGGGCAUGGGGACAGGAGUCUGGUGAUGUCCCGUGCUGUGCUCAGGCUCCAGGGCAAGGCCUCAUCAGCCCCAAACCCUUCUGUUUCUAUGCCCAGGUGUGGGUGCCCAGAGUUGGACUUCCAGGCUGGAGCAGCCCCAGGAGCAGCUCUCGGCGAUGGCAGGGCAGACAAUCACCCUGAGCUGCACUGUUUCUGGAGAGGGUCCCACUGGCCCUGUGAAGUGGCUGAAGGGCUGGGGCAGUGAGAACAAGACCAUUUAUGCUCAGACCAGCUCCAGCCGCCGUGUGACCAGGGUGAAGGGUGAAUCCAACGAGGACUUCAGCAUCCAGAUCAGGGAUGUUCAGCCCGAGGACGCUGGCACCUACUACUGUGUGAAGUUCAUGAGAAGUGGGCGCCCAGGUGCUGCUCUGCAGGUGUUCCAGCACGGGCAGGGCACAGUGGUGUCUGUGCAGGCCAGACCCAGGCAGCCAGUCGUGUCCGGGCCCGGGCGCAGGGCAGGCACAGGGGCAUCAGUGUCCUUCACCUGUGAGACUGGAGGCUUCUUCCCCAAAGACAUCAGCGUGAGGUGGCUCAAGAACAAGGCUCCCAUCUCGGCUCAGCAGCCCCGGGUCAGGCCUGGGCACAGCAACUCCUCCUACACCAUGUCCAGCACAGUGACCUUGGCGCUGGAGCCGCAGGACGUCCGCUCCCAGCUGGCCUGUGAGGUGCAGCACCCAACGCUGCCAGCCCCCCUGAGGGGCACCUACCAGCUGAGGGAAGCCCUGCGAGUGGCCCCCAGCGUUCGCCUGCUGCCCAAGGCCAGCUCCGUGGAGCUCAACAAGACCUGGACCCUCUCCUGCCGCGUGGAAGGCUUCUACCCGCGGGACCUGGCCCUGAGCUGGCUGGAGGGCGGCAGGGAGCUGCCGCUGCAGAACACCUCCCGGCCGGUGGAGACUCCGCAGGGCUUGUUCCAGCUGAGCAGCCUGGUGGAGGUGCAGGCCACGGAGGACAGGAAUGGGUCAGCCUUCACCUGCCGGGUGGUGCACGACGGCCAGGACCCCAUCAGCAGCACAGUCACCCUCUGGGUCGCUGUGCCAGCCAAGGAGGGGCUGGGUGAGCGCAGCCCAGCAGAGAAUGGUCUGACCCUCCUGGCCAGCCCCGGCCUGUGGUUUGCCAUCCUGCUGGAGAAGGGGCUCCUGGGCGGCCUCCUUAUCUUCCUCUUCAGACGCAUCAGGACCUGAGUAGGGCAACGUCUGGGGCUGCCGCCGCAUCCCGUUCCCUGACAGCCUCCGGUUCUUGUGCCGGGAGCGGGUCCCGGGCUUCGCUCGCCGCCAGCUUUGAGACAUGUACC